AACACGCUUAUAGACACGUUGAUUUUGUUUUUAUAUACCGCCUCCACAAAUCAGCAACGCCAAUAUCCAAAAUUAAUCUGCCGUGAGGCGACGGUUCCAACCAUUUCGAGGCCUCGCAUCAAGCAAAGGGGAGCGCCGCGUUCAUUUGAUCCGAUCGGGCCCGGGAGCCGCCUGGGCAUCCACUCCUUCUCGCUGUGCGUGAGGGAUCGGCCCGUGGAGGCGCUCGGCAUCUCCCUGCCGGGCUCCCUGCUGCUGUGGCUCGGGGAGAGGGGAGACCCGCGCCUCUCCGCGCUUGCGGUGGCGCUCGCCACUCGCCUGGACACGAUGCCGAUUGGCAGCUCGCUGCUGGGAGACCACGCCGAGGGGUUCUCCUGUGCCCUCGCCCAGCGCCUGGCCAAGCGCACGGGCAAGCAGGUGUUCGCCAGCGUGAACCUGCCCGGGCUCGACCCGGCCUCGCUGGCGCUUUUGGAGCAGCAGCUGCGGCACGAGAUGGAGCAGAGGCCCGACAGGUUCUGACGUCGGAGGUCGGCCGCUCCCCGAUGUCGCCGUCGACGCGGAACUGAUUAUAAAAGUGCACGGCUCCCGGUGGCUUCCUAAUAUCGGAAGGAAGAGCGUUCCAGACGGCCGCGGAAGCGCGCCUGAAAGCUCGCGACGCGGCGACCACCGUCCUUGUUUCGAUGGCCCAGCCAACGAGCCGCCGCCACCGAGAUGAUGACCGGAGGUGGUGCGACGACGGGAAAAACCCCACGGUCACGCGAAACUCCGCUCCGACACAGAGACACAUAGACUCACCACACAGAGACACAUAGACUCACCACACAGAGACCCAUAGACUCACCACAGAGACCCACAGACUCAUCACACAGAGACUCAUAGAC
Petromyzon marinus (sea lamprey) is the source of this 878-nucleotide messenger RNA. It is a transcript of the gene PSMG4, whose product is annotated as proteasome assembly chaperone 4. NCBI's taxonomy places the organism in Eukaryota, Metazoa, Chordata, Hyperoartia, Petromyzontiformes, Petromyzontidae. Gene Ontology annotation, biological process: proteasome assembly. The record is from RefSeq and is a predicted model, not a curated record.